GAUCAUAGGAUCUGAACAACCCGCUUACAACCCAUGUGAUUGAGUAUGUGACUAAGAAGAAUACGACGUCGUUUUGCAGUCGUUUUCCUUAUCAUUCCCCAUCUCACUUAUCAGUGAUCAUCAUCGGACUCAUCAUCAAACAUCCGUUGUUCUUACCUUUCUCACCUCAAAUCAAUUUAGUCAAACCCCUCAAAUGUUCAUAAUUUCUCACAAUUCAAUUUCCCCUUUAAUCUCUUCUUCUUAAUCUAGCUAAAUCUUUUCAAUAUUACUCUUUUUUCUACUUUCUUUUCGCUCAAAAAUGGCUUCCAUGGAAGAAUCCAACAAAAGCUCCAAUCUUUAUGAUUCUUCAUCUUCCGCAGCACAACCCCUUUUAUCAAAACCCUAUCCUACUCCUUCAAUCGAAGAAUAUCAACCUCAACAACAAUCUUUACCUCAAUCUGCUUCUGAUAAUACCCAAUUCCUUCAAAUUGCUUAUAAUUAUGGUCCAAGACCUUUCAAGGACUUGCCUUUUCUCAUCCUUUUUCUUCUUUUCUCUAUUUGCUGUUUUGGGUUUGGUAUUUUCUCAAUUGCCCAUAAAAAUUCUAACUUUUCUUCUGUUUCUUCCUUUUCCUAUGACCCCACCUCCUCAUCUUGUGUCAAACACACCAUUUCCAAUCAUGGGUCUUUUCUUGAUUUUUAUGGGUUUUCCAAUUUUAAGUCUUCCUCUGAUGAAUUUGUAAGAGGGUUAGUAUGGGUACUUGUGAUUACUUUUAUUUUGAGUUUACCUAUUGUGUGGGGUGUGUUAUUGUUGCUUAAACAUUACACUAAGCAGCUUGUUUAUGUUUCACUUCCUUUCUUUGUUGUGAUUCCAAUUGGUGUAAAUGUUUAUUGGUUUGUUGCCUGCACAAUUAGUUCUUCAUGUAGUGAUGCAUUGCCACUUGCUUAUAGGAUACUGGUUAUGCUGUUUGUUUUCUUGGUCAUUGGGGUUAUUGUGUGGAUUUUUGUCCUUAAUUGGCAUAGAAUUGAGCUGACUAUUAACAUAAUUGGUGUUGCAUCGAAUGCCCUUUCGAGGAAUUUAGGGUUGUUUGGUGUUGUCCCAUGUUUAAAGCUUGGGUUGUUGGUUUACUAUGUGCCAUUUGUUGUGUUCUUGGUGUUCGCGCGGUAUAAUGGGAAGAUUGUACCUCAUCAAUCUAGAGGAGAGUAUCAUUGUGCUUGGAAGCAAGAUAGUUGGGUGGGUGCUUAUUAUGCAUUGGCAAUAUUGACAAUGUUGUGGUCUGCAACUGUGAUGUUGGAAGCUAAGGCUUAUGUGGUUAGUGGGACUAUUGCUCAGUGGUAUUUCUCAAAGGAUGAUUCAAACCCAAAAAGAAAAAUCAGAAGUUCUUUGAGAAACGCAUUUGGCCCGUCAGCUGGAACUAUAUGCUUUUCUGGGUUAAUAAUGUUCGUUGUGCGCAUGGUGCGUGCUGCUGUUGAUGGUGCAAGACAAGAAGAUGCUACGGGAAUUGUGAAAGUUCUUAGGUGUUGUGUCAAUGUUUUGCUGGCAACUGUUGAUUUCCUAAACAAGUUCACCAUCAACUUUGCUGCUAUCACUGGUGAAACUUAUUGUACGUCUGCUAGGAUGACUUAUGAACUUUUGAAACGUAAUCUUCUCUCAGCUGUUUUUGUGGAGACAAUUUCUACACGCUUACUGGCUGGAAUAAUCUUCGUCCUUUCAGCAAUAUAUGCCGUUGUGGUGUGUGCCAUCCUAAAUGGUAUAACUGAUCUUGGUGUAUAUUCCUAUUACGUUGCCCUACUGGCUUGGUUGCUGCUGUUUUUGGUGCUCGGUUUCUUCAUACAUCUUCUUGAGGACGUGAUCGACACAAUCUACAUAUGCUAUGCCAUUGAUCGGGACAGAGCAGAAGUCAAUAAACCCGAGGUUCAUGAUGUUUAUGUUCAGCUUCCUAUAAGUAGGAGCAUCCGAACACCGCUCGUGUAAAUUAUACACUAGUUUCCAUUUCUUUUUUUUUUUUCUUGUGUGGUUAAAUUUUCAUCUUUGUAAUUCUAAUUUGUUAUCCCACUUUGUUGACUCCUAGUGGGCUGUGAAUAUCUUUCUUUGGUUCAUUUGUAGAAUUUGAAGUUUUGAAUUACAAUAAAUUUAACAAAUGGAGGUGGAAUUCUUCAAGAAACUAUAUGAGGAGUGAAUUUGUUGUCUCUCUUCUUUUUUCAA
This is a messenger RNA of Amaranthus tricolor (Joseph's coat), 2182 nucleotides long. RefSeq lists its product as uncharacterized. Gene Ontology annotation, biological process: transmembrane transport. The transcript has 3 exons. Gene Ontology annotation, molecular function: transmembrane transporter activity. The record is from RefSeq and is a predicted model, not a curated record. NCBI's taxonomy places the organism in Eukaryota, Viridiplantae, Streptophyta, Magnoliopsida, Caryophyllales, Amaranthaceae. The coding region runs from base 299 to 1951 and encodes 550 amino acids. Gene Ontology annotation, cellular component: membrane.